Messenger RNA from Gloeophyllum trabeum ATCC 11539, 3150 nucleotides. RefSeq lists its product as uncharacterized. The transcript is spliced from 6 exons. Lineage: Eukaryota; Fungi; Basidiomycota; Agaricomycetes; Gloeophyllales; Gloeophyllaceae. Gene Ontology annotation, cellular component: nucleus. The record is from RefSeq and is a predicted model, not a curated record. Gene Ontology annotation, molecular function: ATP binding; DNA binding; ATP hydrolysis activity. The coding region runs from base 1 to 3150 and encodes 1049 amino acids.
AUGGCAGAAAAUAAGAGGAAAGGGGGGGCGAGAGGUUCCAAAGGCAAAGCAGUUGACGCGACUCGUCAGAGAACUCUGCUACAGCACUUUCAGAAGAAGAGCGCAGCUGUUCUUCCUGCUGAACCUCAAACCGGCAAUGCAGCACAGACCCCGGCAGUUUCGGAACAGGAGAGCCAAGCUUCUGAGGAAAGCACUCCCUUAGGGCCAUCGAACGCAGAGCUGGUCGUAGUGGUGAAAUCAAAAGAUCCAAAGGGGGCUACGACCGAUUCUCCAACUACGACGUCCCCGCCUAUGUCGCUCCCCACGUCCCAGAAUUCCCCCGGCUCUCAGGACAUCUCAAUUCCCAGCAAAGCCACGACGAAUUUGCGGUCUACUUCCAAUACCGCUGACAACAAUGAGGACGACAGCAUUCAUUCCCCUCACAGCAUGAAGGCGGCCCAGAGUAACACACGGCUCGGCACGCCGAUAUCUAUAGCUGAUACUCCACCACCCAGCAGCUCCUGCGUCGCUUCUCCUGAUGUUAUUGUGGUGGAGGAAGGGGGCAGCCGAGAUGAUCCUAUCGUCAUCGAACAGUCACCCGUACAGCCUCGGGAAGACAUACGACCAGCGAAACCAGUGUUCCCUAUAUUUGCACCUCGUACACGUAGCGCGAGAGAACCAACUCCUACCCCGUCCGCUCCGCAAGCCAAGGUCAAACCCGUAUUCCCUAUCUUCGCAGCCGCUCGGAAAACUGCCGGAACACCUGCUCCGCCCAGCCCUACCAGACGGGCGAAGGGAUCGGACGCACCUCUGCCUGAUACUGAACAGCAGCACCAACGCGGCACACAGACUUCUUUCCGUGCACCCCGACCACAUUUCGGGAAUCGAGACAAAGGCAAGACAAAGGCUACUGCAGAAGACGGACAGAAUUCCUUGCCGACUCUAAGCUCACAAAAGGAGGACAGUAGCCAUCUAUCUUCAUCGUCCUACUGCGCCGCCUACGGCCCUUCAUUCAGCUCAGAGCUGAUCAGCACUCUUCUGGAUACUGUUCCUAGGCAUCAUCGCGAAAACUAUCCUGCUAUUUCUCGGAUCUUAGAUUACCUCCGGCACAAUGAGCUCCAUUCAUCCUCGCAGCUGUGGACGGAGCGCUGGCGUCCGAAGCGUGCUGGGGAGGUUCUUGGCAACGAGGCGAAUGCGUUAUAUCUCCGGAGCUGGCUAGAAGCUCUGGCUUUGCAAAAUACCCAAGCAGAUCCAGAAAUUAUCGCGGGGUUGCCCGAGAACCCACAAGGCAAGAAGCGCAAGAGCAGGUCAAAGGCCAAGAGGAACAAAGAGGGGCGCAAUGCAAAGAAGCCCAAGAUACAGCGGACCGUGGAGAGACCCAAAGGUCGUAGAAGAAGGCGAAUAGAUUCAGACCUUGAGGACGAUUGGAUAGUGGAUACCGGUGAUGAGAGGGAGUCGGACAUGGAUGUCUUACCAGGAAGUGAAGACGACCUCACCUUCUGUCGUCAAGUAUAUUCUCGACUGCAUCCUACAUCUGAUUCCGUAGAGCCGGUAGAUGCCACUGCCGAGCCGCCCCAACCUGUUCCAGAGGAAGAGGGUCCUCGAAUACCUCCCAGCCAGCCCCAUUUCCGCAACAGACUCACCAACACGAUACUCCUGACCGGACCUCCAGGCUGCGGGAAAACUGCUGCUGUGUAUGCCUGUGCAGAAGAGCUGGGUUGGGAAGUAUUUGAGGUAUACCCAGGGAUAGGCAAACGAAGCAACACCAAUUUGGAUAGCCUCGUGGGCGACGUCGGCAAGAACCACACGCUUCGCAAGGGGGUCUUCCGCAAGCCAGCUGGACUCUUCACGAAGUACAACGAGGCACGCCCACAAACCGAGCGCAACUCCGUCGAUCCAGACGAAGCCAGCUCGAGAGAUCAAGAUAACCUUCCUCCCAGCCAUAGCCAAGAUUCCGGGUUCACUUCUCCUUCCAAAGGCAUCGAUGCGAGGGUUGAUGCCUUCGCCGCUACUAUCCCGCAAGAAGACAAGAUCCGCCAAUCUCUCGUGCUUCUGGAAGAAGUAGACGUGCUUUACAAGGAAGACCAAUCCUUUUGGCCCGCCGUUAUCAGUCUCAUUAAGGAUUGUCGAAGACCGGUGGUCAUGACUUGCAACGACCUAUCUUUGGUCCCGCUGCAAGACCUUCCUCUCCAAGAAAUCCUGACAUUUUCCCCGGCCCCCGCUGCGGUUACUGCUUCCUAUCUUCAAUGCCUCUCGCUCGCAGAAGGGUUCUGUAUCGAUCAUCGGUUUCUCACCGACCUGUGCAAAACGCUUCAAACCUGGGAUGUAGACGUCUUAACAGAUACGAUAGGUUGGACUCGGCACCAAGACCUGCAGGCAGGCUCGGAUCUUCGGAAGACAAUCAAUCAGCUCCAGUUCCUGUGCUCCGUCAAAGCGGCGUUCUGGUUGAAGAACAUUGAAAACCCGGAACUACUAGGAUCCGAUCCGCCCACUGCGAUUAGCACGGAGUAUAGUGGAUCUACCUCCGGCGCAGCGACUGAUGGAUCUUCGGACGCGAGAGCUCAGCUAGAGCUUUUGAGAGGAUUGGCGCACCAUACGGAGACUCUGUCAUUUUUAGACGGUGCGCUCAGUCGGAAAGCAUGGCAGAUGCCUCAGGUGUUACUGGAACAGGAGUCUCAACCUUCGGUUAGCGAUGAAACGGGGCACCGAAUGCUCUUCUCUGGGCCGACCGUUCAUGCCCUGGACGCAACCGCGCUGUACCAUUGGGACGAAGAUAUCAGGCAGGAAGUCCGGCAAUGGUUGUGGGAGAGCAUCGCAAGAAGCCCUUCCCUUCCACGAGGCCAUGACAGCUUCAGGACUCGUGGUCGAGGGAUUCCCGAGAUGCACGUCCCGUCCAGAACGCAUGUCUCUCACGUGGUGGCGGUACUUCGAUCAAUCCUGCCCUCCACGUUCGCGAUUCCCUCGGCGUCGCCGGAGCCGGCGUUGUUCCUAGACUAUUUGCCUUGGGUGAGACACAUGGUAGCCGCGGACGAGGAAGAGGAGCGCCGAGAGACUCAAAUCGCGAAACCUGGGCGCAGAACGCGAAACAGCCAGAAGUACGAACAGUACAUUUCUCUCUCAGACGAGCAGCGGAGCACACUGCGAUCCCUAGGAUUGCAAGCGGAAGUGUAG